Molecule: messenger RNA, 2233 nt
Organism: Dicrocoelium dendriticum
Lineage: Eukaryota; Metazoa; Platyhelminthes; Trematoda; Plagiorchiida; Dicrocoeliidae
Source: the annotation of a GenBank genome assembly
AUUCGAUCAGCACGACCGGUUUGUACACUACACAUGGUUUGCAAUCGAGGUCAUGGAUAAGCAACCAUGACCAACCACAAUGCCACUAUGCAAUCACAUUGUAUGCAACUGCGUAGUGAUUAGGUAGAAAUCGUGUGCGCUCUAUGUGUAUAGAUUGACGUGAAACGCCUCAAGCAGGUCACUGUAAGGUGGUUGCAAACAGGAUUCCAGAUAUGUGAAGUACAUAGAGACAUUAUUCAAGUAUAACGCUUCAUUUACGGUAGGGAGCAAUUUUGCACAUGGUUUCUGAAACUACCACAAAAUGAUGAGUUUGCACUUGUUUUGGAUUUAUCUCUUAUGGCUGUGGAUUCCGAAGUCCGUCGCAACCGUCGUACAUGGAGUGCAUGCGAAUACCGGAGGCGCAACGCUCAGCAUCGAAUGGAGCUACCUUAACGUCGACUCCCUGUUGGCUAAUGGGGGCAUUUGCGAUCGAUUCGGCGACAGCAAGUGUGAUGUGUACUUCACGCUCUGCCUGCGAAACGCAGCCUCUAACUCGAAAUAUCAUUCUCAAGAAAACUGUCUGCUUCUGCAAUACACCACCAAAACGUACUAUAACAUUCAAAAUGUGAAUGUAACUGGGGCUAAUGCCGUGAGCGUAACGAUUCCACCACCCGUUCCCAAUUUCUACACGUUUAGAAUGCAGAUAUUUGAUAAAGACUACCUUCCGGAUCACGAACUAAUUGGAGAUUUUCUGGCCUCAGGUUUCCACUUACUGCCCAGCGAAACGUUCCAGGAAGUCAAGAUGAAAAAUGUGGUUUCUGCAGCAAAAAAUCUAAACUUGAAACUGCAGGUGAGGAUGCGACUUAUGUGCAAUAGAUUUCACUACGGAAGCCAAUGCAUGAUCAAGUGCCAAUCGGAUUCUUUGCGCUACACCUGCGAUGCGCAUGGGAAUAAGAUCUGCCAUGUCGGUUUCGCAGGUCCGGACUGUGACACAGAAGAUGCUUGUUAUUACGAACCAUGUGCUUCUCAUGCCCAGUGCAUAAAUUUCCCCAACGGGACAGGUCGUACCUGCAAGUGCAACGGCCGUGAAGGCCCGGAAUGCUAUCCUGGUUAUGAUCCAUGCUCGACGUUUCCUUGUGAACACGGAGGGCUAUGCUACCCGACGGGUCAAUACGAGCAAAGUUUCAGGUGCGUCUGUCCGGAAGCAUGGACUGGACACCGAUGCACAGAACGUCGACAAGCUUGUAUAGAGGCUGCCAAAAAGCUGCACAAUGUGACAUUCCCCACAGAAGAAAGUGAACAAGUUGCAAUUUUAGCCGAACUUUGUCUCAAUGGCGGCAAGUGUCUGGACUAUUCUGAUCGAUUUGAUUAUCGAUGUGUGUGUGCCGAGGGGUGGACAGGUGACCGAUGUCAGUCAAAGGAGAAAAUGCACCCGGAUAUUCUGAUACUGACGGUGGUCAUGUUAAUCGUAUGCGUCCUUCUGAUGCUGUUCGGCGGCCUUACGAUUGGACUUAUCUGGAGGUAUCGCAAAUCAAAACGAUUGAUGAAAAAAAUCAGUCGAGAAGGAGGGAUCGUCUACUUCCAUUCGAACCGCGACUCCACCUCUACCACGUGCAGCACGCUACCCCUGCCUCAUGCGUAUUACAAGGACUUGUGCGGUGUCACUGACAAUGCAGGGAAAACGGUGGCGCAUUACCAGCCGAAUUCAAUGCCAACAAGCAGGAGGAAUUACAAUGACGUAUAUGACGAAUGUGAUCCUAUGGGAUUGUACACAAAAACAGAUACUUAUGGCACCGUUUUCGGGGACACAACUGCCGUGCCGGCCAACUCGAGCAACUCUACAAACGAUGAGUCGGCACCACCAUUACCAGAGCGACCGAAUAAUCUGGAGCUGACUUCAACUCGACAAUCUUCCUUUGUGUUGCAGCGCACAGAUGACUAUUCUGCAUGUUAUAACAAACAGAACUCCGCGCGAAAUUCUAUGGGUAGCACUGGUCAUCAGCGGCGCCCGACAGUAUUUCGCCCCUUUAGUCCCUUACAAUAUACCACACCCGACGACCGCAUAGACCCAGUAUGCGGGCUUCUGAACACUCCUUCCUAAACCAUAUUUUGCUGAAUCAUACGCGUACCAUCAUUUGGAAUCCGGACGUUUCUGGUUGCAAAUUUUCUUCACGGAGACAUUUGUCCAAUCUGUACUAACCUGACAAUCUUUUCUCCAUUUUCUUCCAAGAAGCCAAGCAGUUGAUACCCAUUA